AUGGCUCAGCUGACCAGUGGUCUCUGUCCCACUUUUGGCUUCCUCUGCUGCCUCCUCUUCCUUCCAGCUUCUUGGGAGGCAGGUGCUAAGGCGUUCCCGGAGCUUCAGAAGACUGGCGAACCUCCAGCAGCUGAGCCUUCACCUCCCCCUCCCCCGGGCCUUCCUCACAGAGCUCCUUCUGAGCACGCAGACCCGAACUCAGGACGACGGCUUCCGGACCUCCCGAAGCCUGCGGCAACCCAGAAGCCCAGAAAGCCGUGCAACGUCAGCCGCCUCGCCAAACCCGUCCACAGACCCGUGGACGACUCCAAAGCCACAGACUCCCCGGGCGCCACCGAUGAUCAUGAAAAGCCUCCCGCCUUGGAAAAGAAGGUCAGCAGCCCGAAAGAAGACCCGAUGGUCCGGAACGGACGCUCAGCUGACGACCCCAAGUCCACCCUCACGGAGAAAGGGUCAGGGGGAAAACGCCCGACCUCGGCGCCCCGGAGAACCACGGUGUGCAAAUCCACCACAAGCAAAAGCAGGGUCACAAGGAACUCGGGGACGCCAGUGGGCCCUGUGGAGGCCAGCAGCCCGGUGAGCACCGCCUCGCACAAGCCCACGACUCGUCCCCACGACUCAGAGCUCAGGAAAAGCCCUCCCUCCUCGGUAAAGUCCACAGAAGCGACCCCAGGAACCCCGGGAGCUGACGACCACAGGGCUCCAUCGGCCUCAGACAAGCCUGUCCACACCACCACAGAACACGCCAAACGCAGCACGUCGGCCAGCAAGACGACCAAUCCCCCGGUGACGUCAGCAGAGCAUAAGGUAGAUAACACGUCCACCAAGGAGGAGGCCACAAGAUCCCUAACACCCACCAAGUAUGAAAGAGAGACCGUAACGGCCACGCAGGCUCUGGUGACGCUUACCGACCGCGAAAGACAGAGCGAGGCCGCCAAUGGGACCGCAAGAGCCCCAACGACACCGGCACAGCACAAGGGAGAAACCACAUCAGCUACUGAGGGCACCACGCAUGCCCAAGUGAUGCCUAUAGAACAUAGUACCACACCGGCCAGCGAAAACACAACACACGCCUCAGCGGAGCCUACAGACCACUCAGAAGAGGCCUCACCCACCACCCAGAAAGCCCCCAAAGUCUCAGAGAGUCCCACGGGUUCCCUGGAGAAAACCACACCAGCCGCCAAGACCGUAAAAGCCACGGGAAGCCCAGCCCAGGCCACGGCAGGCAAGGCCACGGCAGACAAGGCCACGGCUCCCCCUCCUCAUUUCGAGACCACGCACCCAGGAGUCCUUGGUAUUGUGACAACUAGGACGGACGUGGGCUUCCCCACCCCCUCGGGACCCCCCCGACCCCGGCAGAGCACCCACAGCUCCCCCGCGGGCCCCCACGCUGCUGGGGCGAGGCGGGGGGCCGAUUCCUUCCCCGCGUGGGCCAUAGUUAUCGUGAUCCUCCUGGCCGUGAUCGUCCUUCUGGUCUCCCUGGGCCUGAUCUUCUUGGUCUCCUGCGCCUCGCGCGCACGCCACGUGCUGAGCCGGAACUCCGAGGACUCCGACCCCGAGGACAUUGGGGGCCACAACUCCUACCCCGUCUACCUGAUGGAGCAGCAGAACUUGAAACCAAACCAGAUCCCGACCCCUCCAUGCCCUUGAGACUGCACCCCAGCUC
Messenger RNA from Psammomys obesus (fat sand rat), 1666 nucleotides. RefSeq names its product mucin-like protein 3. The record is from RefSeq and is a predicted model, not a curated record. The transcript has 3 exons. Lineage: Eukaryota; Metazoa; Chordata; Mammalia; Rodentia; Muridae. The coding region runs from base 1 to 1650 and encodes 549 amino acids.